AAAAAGUGUCUACACGUCCAGCAGUAUUAAUACAUCCUGUCAUUUGUUUUAUCUGUCUUGCUGGCAUUCUGGCACCUUUAAAAAUCUAUACAGAGCACUUCAUAAAGGAACGUUUUGUGACGGCUAAUAACCAUGCAUUAUCAUUUUUAGCAUUAAUUGUGUUUUAUCUAGCCCCAGGUUUUGUUUAUGUGGUUUAAAGCUAUUUUCCUUCAAAUAUUCCUAACAUUGUAUCAAAAGCGUGUUGAAUUUUAUAUUAGUAAACCACAGAGAAAACAAGCCCUGUAGGAUAAAAAUCAUAUCCCAGAAUCCAGUGUUUGUAAUGUCAGGGUUUAUCCAAACGAACUCUAGCUUCCUGUGAGCGAGAGGAUGAAGGGAGGGAAGGAAACAACAAAAGAGUGAAACAGGCAGAGAGAGACAGAAAAAGAGACAUGCAACAUAGACCAGGUGGACAGACUCUUCUUUUUGCCUCUGAAAGGGGAAGAUGUUCAGCAUGUUUGUAGCGCAUGGGAUUGGUUUUUCAUCAUUUACGUUUCUUUAAGAGGUUUAGGGGGCAUUUUAGGCUCUAAUUUGAGUGUCCUUUGUUACAACGCUUCUGUUUCACACUCCACAGAUCCAGAUUCUCAUCUGUCUUCAUGUGCAGACCCAGCCCUCAAGUCACAGAGAUGACCCUUACGGAGGGUUCACUGAAUCUGAACCUCACACCAACAUCAAUUCCUCCCCUAACAACCAAUACUUCUCCACCAUACCGUGAACCUUAUUUACACAGACUGGCCCACUUGGACGAGGGUCUAUAUAAUGACUUUUACAGCCUGUGGAUAGCCCUUGUGGUCAUCAACGCCCUAAUCUUUAUGGUGGGGAUGACCCUUAACAGCCUGGCUUUGUACGUCUUCUGCUUCAGGACAAAGCCGAAGACCACGUCGGUCAUCUACACCAUUAACCUGGUGGUGACUGACCUGUUGGUUAACCUCUCUCUUCCCACUCGUAUCGUAUUGUACUACAGCGGAGGAAAAUGCCUCAUCUGUUCCUACAUGCACAUAUUCAGCUACUUCGUCAACAUGUACUGCAGCAUCCUCUUCCUCACCAGCAUCUGCGUGGAUCGCUACCUGGCCAUCGUUCAGGCCGAGGCCUCGAGGAAGUGGAGGAACCCCGGUGUGGCAAAAGCGGUGUGCGCCUGCAUCUGGCUGUUCGCCAUCAUCGUGACCUACUCGCUGCUCACCACAGCCUUCAAGCACUCAGGCUGCUGCCUUUCCAAACUCUUCGCGCUGACUGUUUUUGAGUUCUUCCUACCAAUGGUGAUCAUCGUAGCAUUUACUGUUCGGAUCAUGUGCGCCCUUUCCAGCCCGGGCCUCAUGCAGCAGAGCCGAGACAGACGCAUGAAAGCCGUACAGCUGCUGUCCACCGUUCUGGUGAUCUUCACAGUCUGCUUCACGCCGUUUCACGUCCGUCAAGUUCUGUUUUACUUCCAUCCUGAUUUGCCUCAUCAUGUGAUCGUGUACCAUGUGACCGUCACCCUCAGCAGCCUGAACAGCUGCUUGGAUCCUGUGGUCUACUGUUUCGUCACCACUAACUUUCAGUCUACCAUGAAGAGAUUUUUCAGGAAGAUGGAAAGAGAGCAGACGAGCGGGGACAUUAUCAGCGUGCAGAAGAGCUCGAAGGCUUCGGGCACAGUGAUUGCUAUAGCUAAUAGUAUAAGGAUAAGCAUGAGCCCCGUCCAGCAGGGAAGCCGACCCGCAUGAGGAAGCCCUCAUUCAGAUGGUUGCCAUUACCGUGUCAUACCAAAGCAAAAUCAGUAACAUAAAUGAACGUUUGUGACUUUGUUUCGAUGUGUACUGUAAAUACUUUGAUGUAGAGAUAUCUUUUCAAACGUGAUGCUGUAACUAUUACAAUUACGCGCCAAAUGCCACCGUAAUAUGCUACAGCAUUUUUAAGCUUGCAGUGCUUUAAAGCAGUGGUUUUCAAAAACAAUUAUGCCCUCUUUGAGGCAGAUGUAUCUGUAGUGUGCGUAUCAAGACGCAUAAAGACUUAUAUAAUGUCAAUGUACUGAAGCCAAAACAAAUUAUUAAAACUUUGGAAUAUAUUUGCUUUUGUAUCUACUGUAUAUUUUUUCUACCAACAUUUAGAGUUAAACUAGAUGUACAUUAUUAUUUAAAA
Messenger RNA from Puntigrus tetrazona (Sumatra barb), 2151 nucleotides. It is a transcript of the gene gpr20, whose product is annotated as G protein-coupled receptor 20. The record is from RefSeq and is a predicted model, not a curated record. Bases 633 to 1736 code for a protein of 367 amino acids. Lineage: Eukaryota; Metazoa; Chordata; Actinopteri; Cypriniformes; Cyprinidae. Gene Ontology annotation, biological process: phospholipase C-activating G protein-coupled receptor signaling pathway; positive regulation of Rho protein signal transduction. The transcript is spliced from 2 exons. Gene Ontology annotation, cellular component: membrane. Gene Ontology annotation, molecular function: G protein-coupled receptor activity.